AAAAAUGGAAAUUGUGAUGACUUUCCUACCUUUCAUUCUUUUUCAUUGACUAAAAUGGGUUAAUAUAUACAGAUUACAGCCUGUGAUUGACAAUCUCCCACCUGUUAAUUAUCACUGCCAACCAUUGCCUUCCUGCCCUAAAUUUAUCAAUGCUAUAGAUAGAAUAUAGGAGCUGCCAUAUUAACCUAAGCACACCUUUAUAAAACUAUAUAUAAACCCAUCUAGGUGGCCACAAACUCUGUCACAAUCAUUUCAGCCAUCUCUCUUCUCUUCUUGUAAUCAUCCAUCUUUCUCUCACUAAAUACCUUAGGAGAGAGAAAGAGGGAAUUCCUCUUGUUUAAGGAUUAGAAAAAUGGGUGCCUGUGCUAGUGUGCCUAAGGCCAUGAGAGGCGAGACGGGUGCUGCGCCACCACCGGAGCCACAAAAGGAGGAGGAGGUUACCACGGAGGUGACGGAAGUGAAGCCAGAGGGAGAGGUGAAUGUGGAAGAAGAGGAGAAGGCAGAGGGUGGUGAUGAGAACAAGAAAGAGAAUGAGAAGGUGGCAGAGGAGAAGGUUGAUGAGAAUGACAAGCACCAUUCUCUUGGGUCAUUGCUCAAUGAGAAUGAAGCUCCUAAGGACUCAAUAGUCAAAGAUGAGAAAACCUCCCAGACAGAAACUGUUCCAACGAUGCCGGAAAAGCAAGAGGAACCGAAGCCUGAGGCCCUUCUGGUCUCAGACGCUGUUGCUCCAGUAACGCCUGAGCCUGAUAAGACAUCCACAGUUGUGGUACCAGUUGUCGAUGUCUCGAAAGACGAGAAGAAAACCGAAGAGAAAGAACACAAGUGAGCUUUUGCAAAAUUGUUUCAAGGUGUGUGACAAUUAAUGGAGGCAUGUAAUAAAUAGUAAUAGGUAGAUCAAAGGAUAAGCUAGCCUCCUUGUUGGGUUUCUUUCUUUUGAGGCAAGGAAAGGUUUAUGACUUCAAAACAAGAGUUUUAAGGGGAGUCAUUUGUUGUUUGGUGAAUAUUGUUGUUUUCAAAUGAUUUGUGACCA
Ilex paraguariensis (yerba mate) is the source of this 1030-nucleotide messenger RNA. The record is from the annotation of a GenBank genome assembly. NCBI's taxonomy places the organism in Eukaryota, Viridiplantae, Streptophyta, Magnoliopsida, Aquifoliales, Aquifoliaceae.